UAAAUAUCUUUUCUUCAACCAGAUCCUAUUUUUCAUCUCAAAACAAAAUGUAGUGGAUAUCAAACAUUUUUACACACAUUUUCACUCCCCCUUUGCGAGUGUAAAUGUUAGGUUAACUUCAACUCCACCAAACGAAGUUUGCAGUACUGAUCCAACAAAAGCGGCGUGACAUGAAAGCUAAACGUUUGUCCGACGUUCAACAAUUGGAUAUAAUCACCACACUUCCGCAAGCCAUAAUAGAAACCAUACUAUGUCUUUUACCAAUCGAAGAAGCGGCAAGGACAAGUAUCCUGUCGAAGGAAUGGCGGUAUAAAUGGACCAAAAUUCCUAACCUUGUGUUUGACCAGUUCUCUACUGUUAAAAUAUCAAAUGAAGAGAAGGAACUGUCUCUGUAUGAUCAGACCCAACCACAUUUUUAUAAAGCUGCAAGGAAAAACAAGGACACGAGGUGUACACUUUUCCGUGCUAUACACCAAGUUUUGUUACAACGCCAGGGUCCGAUACUUGAGUUCACCCUUACGAUGAGUACACUUCAAACCCCUUUUGAAAUUGAUCAAGUAAUACUUCAUUUGUCAAGGAACCAUACUGUCAAGAAACUAACGCUUGACUUUUAUGAUCCCUAUUCGUAUUAUUUACUCUUACCCGUCUUACCAUGGCGUCACCUAACGGACUUAAAUAUUAUAUCUUGUGUUGUCAACCAUAAACCCAUCUUCAAUGGAUUUGGUAGCCUUACAAGUUUAUCCUUAAACUACGUAACAAUAUCUAGAGGAACUCUUAUGCAUCUUUUGUAUAAUUGCCCAUCUCUUAAGAGCUUGUGUCUGUCAAUGCAGCGUAUAUAUGCGGAUCAUCUUCCCGGUGAUGAAAAUCCCAGCAUUAUGGAGCUAUUCAAGUGUUUACCUGUGGUUGAAGAUCUGACCACUUGGGGUGAUUUCACUUUGUUAUUAGUUCAAGCCUCGGUUCCAGAAGAGCUUCCAACCUCGCUAAUCCACCUCAAAUACUGUACCAUCGACAAAAUGUGUUUUUUUGAUGGCUAUGGAUUGCCUUUUCUUCUUGUUUUGAUCAAAUGUUCUCCGAACUUAACGAAAAUUAAACUAGAGAUUAAUACUGAUUGUUGUACUGAGAUAAAGCCAACUGUUAAGUUGGAAGAACAUUCCGUUAACUUGGAAGAAUAUUCUGUUGAGUUGGAAGAAUAUUCCGUGAUGUUGGAAAAAUGUUCGGUUAUGUUUGAAGAAUAUUCAUAUGUUUGGUUGGAGCAUUUGAAUGAAUUGGAGAUUGAAGAUUUCAGUAAUUUUGAGCCUGAGUUGGAGUUUGUGAAGUUUAUCUUGGCUAGGUCACCCAAUCUGAAAAAAGUGAUAUUGCUAACCCGUAAGGUUGACAAGAAUGAAGAGUCGGAGAUGUUAAAAAUUCUCUUACGUGUCCCACGUGCAUCACCAGUAGAAAUAAUUGUUGUGAGUUACUGAAAAGACUUUUACGAUGACCAUUAGAUCACUCAACUUUCUUGAGAACUAAUAUUGAGGUUUAUGAUGAUAAUCUUGUAUUGCUACUUGUUUUUCUGGUUAGUUCAAAAAGAUUUUCUUGGACUUGGUUGCUGCAACAAUGUAUAUGAUCCUUGUAUAUCCUUGAUUUUAUGAUC
This is a messenger RNA of Helianthus annuus (common sunflower), 1633 nucleotides long. Its product is annotated as F-box/FBD/LRR-repeat protein At1g13570. Lineage: Eukaryota; Viridiplantae; Streptophyta; Magnoliopsida; Asterales; Asteraceae. The transcript has 5 exons. Gene Ontology annotation, molecular function: protein binding. Bases 171 to 1460 code for a protein of 429 amino acids. The record is from RefSeq and is a predicted model, not a curated record.